Molecule: messenger RNA, 1315 nt
Organism: Dreissena polymorpha
Lineage: Eukaryota; Metazoa; Mollusca; Bivalvia; Myida; Dreissenidae
Exons: 3
Coding region: 642-1019 (125 amino acids)
Source: RefSeq, a predicted model, not a curated record
UAACAAGUUUUGUGCUGAGGUGGAGUCGUGUUAAUGAACGCUGCGAUUGUCUAUUAAUCAAUCCCCGAUCUCGAUUUAGUAAAUUUUGUAAAUGUUUACCGGUACACGGUUAACUACGCGCUUUAUUUACGUGAGUGAGUUCAUAUAAAAGGACGUGUGGUUUGAUGUAGUCAGUUAUUAAGGAACAUCUAUAAUUAAGGACAUAUUAAACGUAACAAUUAAAACAGUGUUGACUUUUUUAAUUUUUCAAUUAAUAACAAGUUUAACGAUAUUAACAGAACGAUAAACAUAUUCAAAACUUUGUUUAUACAGUAAUAUAAAAUAAAUAAUAAUCAUAAGUGGACUAAACUUGACAUGAACAUUUACUUAGUUAAUUUGGAUUGACUAUAAGCAAUAAAAUACGGAAUUAAAAUAUUCACCGAUUACUUUCAGCAUUUAAUAAUAUAUUUUCGAAAGACAGAUUUGAUAUUCGGGCAGUUCAAAGACAACGCUUGCAAUACGCCAUACCCUCUAUCGGACAGUUCUGUCGCGAAAGUUUUGGACAUUGCCAGACAAAAAACGCUCACACUUUACCGAAAUAUUUGGUCGCAAACGCUUUGCGUGAUUAGCUGUGGGCAAAGGACAUUAUCUAUCCUCCCAACAUGACACGUGCAGACCUCGCAGUUACGGUGUUCGUCUCGUGCGUUCAGCUCGUCUCGAGUCUGGUAAUCAUACAGCCUGGCGAAACAGAUGGUUUCCACAUGGACACGCACACUGAAGAGCUUAUCACAUUAUUGGAAGGUCUGGAAAAACUGACGGACGACAGCGUUGAGCAAAAUGAAGAUUCUUUACGUCAACGUCAAAAUAAAAACGAGAUUAACGAACUACAGAAACUGUUGCGGAUGACAGAGAACGAAGAAAACGAAUACAAUGCAGGCCAUAUUAAAUUGGAAAAGAAGGAUUUCGCCAUCUUACCUCCCGUAACCGAGUGGUGCCGAAUGAUGGGCUUCCGGCGGUGUCGAGACUCAAGCGCUCGUUAGCAUCCAGUGUUGCAAUAUUAACAUUUUUGUGUUGUAAUAAUCGCAAAUUUUCUUAAAGUUUUAAUUCAGGAUUAUGUUUUGUAUUUGAAAAGCCGAUAUUUAAGAAGCUUUUUUAAGAAAUGAUUUGUAUAGACUAACAACGUUUAUAAGAAAAGACAAAAUGCCAAUGACUUUACAUAAUCUUAAGAGCAAUGUCCAAUAUUUAUUAUUUGUUGAGUUAUAUGUAACAGUUUGUUAACUAAUACAUUAGUUAAAGUGUUUAUGUUUAACAUUACAAAAAUAAUUACUUAAAUUAA